CGACUUGGCUUUUCGUUUUACUCAAAUUCGUUGCACUCCCGCCGCUUGCUUCUGCAUAUCCCUCGCUGUCAACACCCCGCAAGCUCUUUGCCAUGGACUUCGACUUUACGGGCGAUAUUAACUGGUCGCACACGUCGCCAGAGGAUCACACCAAAGACUCACUAUCUGAACGUACGGACUUCGACCCGGCGUCCUCAUCAUCAUCAGAUCACGGUCCUGACCUUGCCGACCAGCCAGAGCGGCACCCCAUUGACCCGCUCCCUGAUCGUACGGACGGCGACCCGUCGUCCUCAUCGUCCUAUCACGGUCUUGGCUCUGGUGACCAACCGGAUGAGCACACCAAAGACUCGGAUCCUGAGGGUAAAGCUUGCGAUUGGCCGUCCUCGUCAACAGACUGCGGUUCUAGCUCUGGCGACCAACCAGAUGGACACACCAAGGACGCGCUUCCUGAGCGUACAUAUUCACUCGCAGAUCUUAAUGGCCCACUGAACACAGCGACGGACAUACCAGAGACGCCAGACAUUUCUAUCCAUGCCCCAGAUACACCUUCGCACGUCAACGAUGGGGAGGAGCCAAGCAGCCAGGAGGGAAGGCUUCAAGUAUCCGCUCGCGAAGACAGGUAUGAGGACCUUGGUUACCUCGUCGAUAAAACGGGAGCAAGUUACAAUUGUUCUGGAUCAAAGCUGACAGAGCAACUUCCUGGUAGUGUUUCUCACGCACGAGCUGAAGCACAGCGUCGACUACAACAGGAUGAGAAAAUGAAAUGGGCUAUCGAAGUUUCCAAGCCCAAACCCCUCGUGCCCUCCAACAGCAACUUCGCAUCCCCCGAAAAGUAUCAAUUAGCGCUGUACAAAAUCACCAAAGAUCCAAACCUGAGACCCAAAGGGAAGUCGAGCGGCAAGUGGCGCUGUUGCAAGUGUAACCGCGGUCACAAGAUCUACACUCAACCACACCCCCAGCAUCCACUCAGCGUUCUGAGCUGCGAAUGCACCCAUCGAUCAUGUGCUAAGUGCAAACUCGAAGGUCUAAUCAAACAGUUCCAACCGAUGAGCGAUCCGGCGGUGGUCCAUUUGUCUGAGGAUAGAGCCAGGGCUAUACGAUUCGGCGUCUUCUGUGAAGGCUGUGGUCUAUCCUGGCGCGCGCAAAGAGUCCCAGUCGAGGUCAAAAAGACACCGAAGAAGUCGGCCCUACAAUGUGUGUCUACGCUCCCCAGGUUCCUAACGAAGCGCGGUGGUGGUGCACCCACUUUGAAGGAGCUGCGAUCUAGUCGGUCGAUGAACAACCUCCACGAUCCCACUGAGUCACGUCCUCAGGCUGCACCGCUGGCCGCUUCCAGGUCCAGCCUCGACCUCCGAGCCCUUUCGAAGGAGAUGAGGAAAGAGCAUGGAGAACAAGCUGAGCCGGUUCCCGUCAAGUUCGCAAGCAUCCAGUGUACCUGCACUAUGACCACUGCAGACUCCUCGCUCUGUUUCCAGAUCAUGGAUAAGCCAAAGGACCAUAACCAGACUCAGCUCGUGAAGAAAGUGGCCGCGCGCAAGCCGGCUGGCUUUGGCAGCACACCGGAAGACAUUGCGAGAGGUCAUGGUACCCCGACCUUGACGUUGAGGGGACGACAGCACCCAAACCCGCUCCGGAGCAACCUUGUCGCCUAGAAGAACGACAGCAAGAAAUUUCUCCGAGAUCUCUUGCCAAAACGUCGGAAGCCAGACCGAUCAGAGUAAGACCUUGGAUGGGGGAGACAACGUUCGUGAGAUUGGUGUAUUGGGCCGAGAUUUAAGGCCGCAGGAACCAGGUUUUGUGGACAGCUACCCAUGCUCCAUCUUCUUUUCUUGGAUGUUUCGGUCAGACGUUGGAAAUGCACUAUGCAAGUGCUCGGGGAUUGGCACGUUCAUUUGUUUCUUGUUUGGGAGUCUACUACAUGGUUGACGAUGCGUCGCUGGAAAUCGCAGGCAGACAUGGUUUGACUGUUCAUAUGGGCUUUUGAGCCU
Molecule: messenger RNA, 1988 nt
Organism: Alternaria rosae
Lineage: Eukaryota; Fungi; Ascomycota; Dothideomycetes; Pleosporales; Pleosporaceae
Exons: 2
Coding region: 93-1652 (519 amino acids)
Source: RefSeq, a predicted model, not a curated record